Emys orbicularis (European pond turtle) is the source of this 1322-nucleotide messenger RNA. RefSeq names its product DnaJ heat shock protein family (Hsp40) member C25 (gene DNAJC25). Gene Ontology annotation, cellular component: endoplasmic reticulum membrane. The record is from RefSeq and is a predicted model, not a curated record. Gene Ontology annotation, biological process: protein folding. NCBI's taxonomy places the organism in Eukaryota, Metazoa, Chordata, Testudines, Emydidae. The transcript has 4 exons. Bases 1 to 1077 code for a protein of 358 amino acids.
AUGCGCGGCGCUCGGGCGGACAUGGCGGCGGCGCUAUGUGGCGGCGCGCGGGGCCGGCUGCUGUGGUGGCUGCUGGCGGCCGCGGCGCUGGCCCCGCGGCCGGCUCGGGCCCUGAUCGAGGGCCUGUACUGCGGGCGGCAGGUGUGCUACGACGUGCUGGGCGUGAGCCGGGCCGCGGGCAAGGCCGAGAUCGCCCGCGCCUACCGGCAGCUCGCCCGCCAGUACCAUCCGGACCGGCACCGCGGGGAGCCGGCCGGGCCCGGCGGGGAGACCCUGCAGACGGCGCACGAGAAGUUCCUGCUCAUCGCCACCGCCUACGAGACCCUCAAGGAUGAAGAAACACGUAAAGAUUAUGACUACAUGUUGGAUCAUCCUGAAGAGUAUUACAGCCAUUAUUAUCACUACUACAGCAGGAGAUUGGCACCUAAAGUGGAUGUCAGGAUAGUGAUUCUAGUCACUGUAUGUGCUAUCUCCGUGUUUCAGUUCUUCAGCUGGUGGAGUAGCUAUAACGAGGCCAUCAACUACCUAGCUACAGUGCCAAAAUAUCGUAUACAAGCGUCUGAGAUUGCCAAGCAACAGGGCCUACUGAAUAGGGCUAAAGAAAAAGGCAAAAACAGACGGUCUAAGGAAGAAAUCCGUGAGGAAGAGGAAGAAAUAAUCAAAGACAUUAUCAAAAAUAAAAUAGAUAUAAAAGGCGGCUAUCAGAAGCCUAAAAUAUAUGAUAUCCUUCUAUUCCAAAUCCUCUUAGCUCCUUUUUACUUAUGCAAGUAUAUAGCUUGGUAUUGUUGGUGGAUUUAUUGUUUUAAUAUUAAAGGGCGAGAAUAUGGUGAGGAAGAGAAGCUGUAUAUCAUACGCAGAUACAUGAAAAUGUCACAGUCUCAGUUUGACACUCUGGAAGAUAAUCAGAGAAAGACUUUUCUGGAACGGCAACUAUGGAUAAGAGAGAACUAUGAGGUCUACAAGCAAGAACAAGAGGAAGAGCUAAAGAAGAAGAUGGCCAUGGACCCUCGAUGGAAGAGAUAUAGACGGUGGAUGAGGAAUGAAGGACCUGGAAGAUUAACGUUUAUUGAUGACUGAAGGCUGCUGAACAAUGUGCAGUACUGAUAAACCUGACUUGCAAAAAAAUUUCAUAACUAAAUUUUCAGAGUUUUAUCUGCUGUGCCUCGGCAGUGAUCUAAAACUCAGGAAUAAUUUCAUCAGGCAGAAAAUUAGUACAAGUUUACCAUUUUUAUAAAUAAAAGUGAAUCUGUUAAACAGAGACUUAGUUCAUUGUUUAUCUUCUACUUGCUUGUGGAGCUGGAGUUCAUUGUUUAAAAAGUGUU